UUUUGAUGCUCCUCCUUGUCGAGACGCGUGUGCCCAUUUCGCGCGCAAUGGAAGAUCGCGAUUUUAAUUUUGAAUUUAGAAUGUGCUGUUAAGUUUUUAAUUUUCGUUUUGUUAUCAGACAGUGGUAUUUGGAUUUCGAACAAGUUUGAAGUGUUUAAUUUGUGGGUGCAAAUAAAAAUAUUGAAAAGAUUUAUUGCGCAUAAAUAAUUUAUUUGUCUAAUUUAAUUAAUAAGUAAUUAAAGUGACGGUUCAGUGUAUUAUUAAAAAGAAGUUUUAAAUUAAGUGAACAUUGUUCCUGUUGGAAAAAUUGAUAAAGAAUGCCCGAAUCACACACCCCAAUCGUCUACCGCACAAGAUAGCACAUGUUCCAACAAGUGAUAAAAAUGACUAUAAACCUAAGUGAGUCACGCAAAAUUAUCCCAAUGUGACGUUAAGAAUCACAGUGCCAAGACAAUGUAUUGCUGUAAAGAACUAAAACUACUCUACGCCACUAUUGUUCUACUAUUGGAAGCUGAGUUAUUGGUGAAUACGGGUGCUAUGGAGUCGAAAAAGUCUUCCAUACUUGUGGCGCAAAGUGCUGAUGAUCUGAGAUCAUUGGAGCUGUGCACGUCGAGGAAUCAACAAAGGUUGGGUAGUGUCUUCGGGAAUUUCACAAGACAUCACAAAAAAGGUCACAGAAGAAGAACGACCACAACUACCCAGCAGACGACAAUACUAUACACAACAGUUGAAAAUCAAGACGACACCACAGAAAUGUAUAGAACACCUACAGAAUUUGUAAAUACGCAAACCACAUAUCCCAAAUUACCAAAACCUUUGAAAUUUAUAUCCGAUAAUGAUUAUAAUGAUUAUGUACAUAAAAUAGAUAUGAUAGAAGAAGUUAAUGAACUUAUAGGUAAAGAUAGACACCAUUCGAAACACGAUAGAUUAGCUGAGAAUAAAGAAAUUAUAAAAGAAUUGGAGGAAGCAUCGUUAGCUAAGUCUAUGAAUAAGGUUAAGAAAAUGUACAGAGACUCAACUGCGUCGGCUGUAAAUAAGUUAAGUGGGAAAAGUGGGAAAAAUGGUAUAUUUUUGACUGAAAACUGUACAACCGUUAUAGCACAGAUAGGAACUACUGCUAUACUCCAUUGUGAAGUUAGUGAUAUAACUGAAAAUACGGUCACAUGGAUAAGAAAAAAGGACUAUUCUCUUCUAUCAGUGGGCCUUGUGACCUACAGUGCUGAUAGCAGAUUCUUCUCUGCCCAUGGAAGACAUGUUAAGGACUGGGCGUUGCAUAUACGGUUCGCGACGUCAGCCGACGCGGGCUACUACGAAUGUCAAGUGCCCACCCAUCCGCCGACCAGCAUCUUCUUCAAACUGGUUUUAGUUGCGGCAUACGGAGAGAUCAUGGGCGAAUCAGAGAAGAUAAUUCACGAAGGCUCCAUGCUGAGGCUGGUCUGCAUCGUGAAGAGGUCAACAGAACCACCUUCCUACGUCUUCUGGUACUUCGAGAAUAGAAUGAUCAACUAUGAUUCCAAUGGCGUGACUGUCCACAACGGGCGGCAGACGAGCGAGCUGGUCAUCGGCAAGGCUGAGCCCAAACACGCUGGAAACUACACGUGUGUACCAGCCAAUGCUAAAGCUGCAUCUGUCACUGUCCAUGUCGUGCAAAGUGAAACGCCAGCGGCGAUGCAACAUGGAAACAACUCAUCAGCUGUCAUACAACAAAUACACACACUCAUACAAAUAAUUGUUGUUAUUAUAUCGUGUAAAGUUGUGUUAAGCCACGUGUCUGAAGAAGGAUAACCUUGAAAUAGUACCUUAUAUUUUUGAAAGAGGGUAAUUUGAUGCUUAUGAAACUUUGGCAGAGGGCAUGGGGUAUUAGGCAAAGUUUUUUUUACAUUGCCAGUCAAAAGGCAUUAGGCAAAAAUAUUAGGUUAUAUACUGUAAAUGUUUUCACCUGAAAUUAAAUUAUUUCGGCUUCAUUGACAAUUUGGGAGCGAAAAUAUAACACAGAAUACGCCAGCUGCUUCUCCUCCCGCGCAGAUUGUAAAAGUUAAUCAAGGGAAAGAACUGACUAUAUUUCAGAUUAUUCUUAUAGGCGGAGGAGCUAGCAACCUGUCACUUUUUAAUUUCAAUUCCACCAUACAGCUAAACGUGGCCUUCUAGUUUCACAUCUCUUGGCUCUGUCCACCCCGUAAGGGAUCAAGACGUGAUAUUAUAUCUGUACGAAAUUAUUUAUAUGUAUUUAAAAGACAUGAUAAUAAUUAUAUUGUUUUGUAAUAGAAAUUUAAUAGAAUUGUGGCCUAAAAGCGUGCAUUACACUGCAUUAAAUCGCUACGCAUACGGCCCACCGACCUUUACUGUAAAAUUUAUGACAUGUUGUGGUAUGGAAAUGUCAAGUCGUAAAAUGACACGUUCUGGACAUGUCAAGAUCUGGAAGGCGAUCGAGAAUUUCGUAUUAAUUUUUCUUGAAACAUAUCCUGUAAUUCUCGCUUUGUAAUUCUCCAUACAUUUCAGUUUUUAGUCACAAAAAGUAUCAAUUACCCUGCUCUGCCAUGCACAUAAAGUUUCAGGUGAUAAAAAUGGAGAAUUUAGUAAAAUAUUGGUAUGUUUUUAAACGUAGAAUUUUAUACAUGUAUCUCUUUCAGUAGUUUUUUUAGCUGUGAGUUUUGGAUGCAUUUGUCAAAUUAUCACAACCAAUAGAAUAAAAAAAAAUACCUAUAAUUGAAUUCAGUUUUUAAACUAUAUGCAUACCGAAAUUCAUCAAAAUAUGUUUAGCAGUCUUGCUUUGAAAGCGUAACAGACAUAUAUAUAUACUUUCACAUUUCAAAUCUUAGUUGUAUUCGUACCUAUAUGUAUUUAAAUUGCGCUUUAAAAAUGCCCGCGGGAACGAGGGGCAAAAGCUUGUUCAUUAAGAGCCUCGCCCCAUUGCAUUGUCGACGUAGCACGUUGCAGCUCCGUUGUUUUCCAUAGGUUUGACACGGACGUGCGCUGAUGUAUGUCGAAUCACCAUACAAUUUUGGAACAUCAACAAUCAUCAACAGAUAUCGACGGUUAUAAACAUUGAAAUUUACAAAUUAUACUUUAUGCUAUCACACUAAUAUUUAAAGAAAAAAAUUGUAUUUUUGUUUGUAAUGAAUAAACUAAAAGUACUGGGCCGUUUUUGAUGUUAUUUGCCACAGAUACUGGCGAAACGUUCAGGAGUAGGUAAUAUAGGCUUUUAAAAUUAUGAUUUUACCCGAGCGAAGCCAGGACGGAGCUGCUACCUAGUAUUCAAUAAAAAUCUAUAAUUUUAUUUCGCAGUAAUGAACUCUAAAUGUCGUUGAUUAAAUGCAUAUUAAUAAUUCACUAACAUUUUGUAUUUUCAUAAUUAGUUUUCAGGGCUUUCAUUUGUUUUAAAUCUAAAUAAUAAAUUCAAUAUCAAUUCAAUUCAAUAAUAAAUUCAGACUCGCUCAUAAUUACCAGAAAUUCGUAGUCGUAUUCCUCACGUCACAUCAUUACGUGGAAUGAAACACACCUAUAAUUAGAACUACUGUUAGAAUAUAACAAACAAACCAAUAUUUUACUAAAAUUAAAUGUUAUUUUCCAUUGUUGAAUUUUGUAAUUACUACAAAAUACAUUAAAUUAAUUAAAUUAUUAUUUUGUAUUAAAUACAUUAAAAAUUAUAUUAAAAGUAUACCAAGUGAGUACAAUAAUGUUAAAUGUAUAUAAAUUGUGAAAUAAUAAUAUAGUUUUUAAGUGCAUAAACAAAAUUGUAAUUAUCUGUCAUUGUGUUUUAAAAAUAAAUAACAUUUUGAAUUUAA
Messenger RNA from Plodia interpunctella (Indianmeal moth), 3785 nucleotides. RefSeq lists its product as uncharacterized. The transcript has 8 exons. NCBI's taxonomy places the organism in Eukaryota, Metazoa, Arthropoda, Insecta, Lepidoptera, Pyralidae. The record is from RefSeq and is a predicted model, not a curated record. Gene Ontology annotation, biological process: synapse organization. Gene Ontology annotation, cellular component: neuron projection membrane. The coding region runs from base 454 to 1785 and encodes 443 amino acids.